Punctularia strigosozonata HHB-11173 SS5 is the source of this 360-nucleotide messenger RNA. RefSeq names its product transcription initiation factor IIA gamma subunit. Gene Ontology annotation, cellular component: transcription factor TFIIA complex. The record is from RefSeq and is a predicted model, not a curated record. Gene Ontology annotation, molecular function: RNA polymerase II general transcription initiation factor activity; TBP-class protein binding. Bases 1 to 360 code for a protein of 119 amino acids. The transcript has 4 exons. Lineage: Eukaryota; Fungi; Basidiomycota; Agaricomycetes; Corticiales; Punctulariaceae. Gene Ontology annotation, biological process: transcription initiation at RNA polymerase II promoter; RNA polymerase II preinitiation complex assembly.
AUGGCGUCGCUGUACUACGAGUUCUACCGCGGAUCGUCGAUCGGGAUGGCGCUGACGGACGCGCUGGACGAGCUGAUCACGAGCGGGGCGAUCACGCCGCAGCUGGCGAUGAAGGUGCUGAACCAGUUUGACAAGUCCCUGGCGGACACGAUGGUGAAGCAGGUCAAGACGAAGACGACGCUCAAGGCUCGUAUUCAAACCCCUUUGUUCCUCUGCACCUACCGCCUCUGCGACGACGUGUGGACGUUCAGCUUGCGCAACGCCCAGUUCAAGAUGGAGUCGAACGAGAUGGUGAACACGCCGAAGAUCAAGAUCGUCGCGUGCAAGAACGGCGACGCGGUCGACCCCGGCAAGAAGUGA